AUGGCACAUAUAAAGCCAGAAGAUGGUGACAAUUCCAUCUGGCAAGGCUAUAGUCUACAUCCUCCCCAUCCGACAUCAUCACAAGGCCCUGCAUACGAUUCGGCUUAUCACUCCCCUGCGAUGACAAUUCCAUACCAUGGUCGACCUCAGAAAAGCAACUAUCGAUCCCUGGAUAUACCAUUCAGCCACGCACGACCAGCUUUACGGAAUGGAAACGGGAUACUGACAGCUUCACCUCCAUCCUUGAAUACGCAUCAUAGCUAUCCAUCACUCAAGAGAGCCUUCCACGAUGAUUCGCCAUAUGGAGACCACAUCCAGAGCUAUAGGGACGACUUGCAAGAUAUCCCAAAGCCGAGUAUCAACCAAGAUCACAGACUCCUCUCUUUUGCCAGACUGCCUGAGAAGAACACCAUACUGGAUGGCCAGGGAAGAGUACAACGUAUUGACCUGGCAGCGCAAAUCCAUGGCAUGUUUUUCUUGUCUGAACUGGCGACGCCAGCAGGAGAGAACAUGAUGCAACCAGAGUUGACAUGUUAUCGACGGAAUCUUUUCCAAAUCUCUGGAAGUGUCACUGCAGCAAGAGGCGCAUUAUCUGUACUGACAGAUCGCGGCGAGAGAAUCCCCAUCGUUUCUAUGGAGGUGGUCAUCUCAGCAACAGAGUCGGUCGACGGCCAUAUCGUCAAGUUGAUUGUGAUCCCUUGGAAAACUCCACCUCCCAACUCUCCAGAAAUCCCAACCGGACAGGAACACGAACCAGCGCCGAUACCACUACUGCCAUUUGACGAAGGUCCCGAUGCGCAUAGUGAUUUCACAGUGUUUCCGAUUGCCUAUCGAAGGUUGCAGUUCCGAAUCGCUACUGCGAACAACGGACGAAGGAGAGAACUUCAGCAACACUUCACCUUGCAUCUGAAUGUUGUUGGGACGCUCGCGAAUGGGACGAAGAUGAAUGUGUGCGAGACAUCGACGUCGCCGAUUGUGGUGAGAGGAAGAAGUCCAAGGAAUUUUCAAGCAAGAAAAGAGAUUCCUCUUGUUGGGUCAUCAUCUUCUCGUGGACAACCACCGGAACUCCACGUUACUACGAAUGUAAUGCCUAGCCUUGCAGUUUUGGAGGGAAAGGCUAAAAUGAGCAAGCCGCAUGUUGUUGAGCUUCCUAGGUCGCAGUUCACCUUUGAUUCGAGCACCAUUUCUGGAUCCCCUUCAAUGGUUCGACAGUCAACUUACCAAUCUUGGAACACGGCACAUACUCCGGACCAUACUACGGCACCAAAUACACCCAGCUACCCUGCACCAUCUCUAAGUCUUGACUCCUACCUGCAAGUCAACAAUACCAGCAACCCAGCAUCAGAUCUCCACUCUUCCCACCCUCCAUCAACAACGAUGCCAGCGCCCCAACCCCCAAACCGCCAACACUACACCUACCACCCACCAUCUUCAGCACCAACCAGUGAGCCCCUCCGUUUCAUAGACAACAAUCCACGGCCUGCCAAAUCUCCACGGCAUGCCGCACCCGCUGAAGUUCCUCUGCCUCCACUGCCUUCAAAUGGCAAUUAUGAGUACGGAUCGCGGUAUAUGCCACCCUACAGCAGCAACAAUAACACCAACGAAGCUAUGCCAUCAAGAGCACCAGAUUACUUUCCACCGACUCAACAGCAGAUGCAAUCUUGGACCAGUGGACCGGAUACGAGUGUGGUUUAUGGGACUAGUCAAGCGCCUGGUGUGCAUCAUUAUGAGUUUCCCAGUGAGCAGUACAAAGAGGAAAGUGCGCCACAACAGCCGCAUUAUACUUGGAAUUCCGCCUGA
Molecule: messenger RNA, 1800 nt
Organism: Cadophora gregata
Lineage: Eukaryota; Fungi; Ascomycota; Leotiomycetes; Helotiales; Ploettnerulaceae
Exons: 2
Coding region: 1-1800 (599 amino acids)
Biological process (GO): meiotic cell cycle; positive regulation of transcription by RNA polymerase II
Cellular component (GO): nuclear chromosome
Molecular function (GO): DNA binding; DNA-binding transcription factor activity
Source: RefSeq, a predicted model, not a curated record